Prunus persica (peach) is the source of this 2767-nucleotide messenger RNA. RefSeq lists its product as uncharacterized. The record is from RefSeq and is a predicted model, not a curated record. Bases 1371 to 2609 code for a protein of 412 amino acids. The transcript is spliced from 5 exons. NCBI's taxonomy places the organism in Eukaryota, Viridiplantae, Streptophyta, Magnoliopsida, Rosales, Rosaceae.
AACAGCAAGAAAACCCGACUAAAUUUCAAGGUCGCGUUCCAGUCGGUUGCGACGGUGGUUUAGGAUUUCAAUUGCGAGAGGAUGACGAACCUACACUUUUCUGCAAUUCAGUCCGAUUGGAUCUCCUCGAUCGUCGUCGGUGGUUCACUUCUUCUCGAAGAAGUAGAACGCGUUGAUGGCAACAUCGCGGGGUUGUCGGAUGAAUGGAGAGUCUGAGGCAUAGAUCAGCCUCGUCCUUGGAUUCGGAUUUUUCUUUCAAGGUUUAGGGUUCGAUCGCAUGCGGAUUGAAGAUGAACGAAUGACAGAACCAGGAAAACUUGCAAGGUGAAGUCAUGAAAGAUUUUAUGCGAGGUAGGUGUUGUUGGUGAAGCCGGAGAUGAUUACACAAUCUAAUUGUCCAGUUCACGAAGUAGCUGCUGUUGUUGCUGCUGCUGCUGAGAAUACGUCAUUCUAGAGUGAGUCGAUGUUACGAUGCUUUGCUAGGUUUUAUUUGGUUUUUGGGUGACUACGACUUAGACAUUAACUAUUUGACCAUAUUCAUGAAUUGACCCCGAGGUCUUUUGUCAAUUUAUGCGAAAAUAUUGUCAAUUUUGCCAUUGAGGACAACUUUGGGCUAUCGUUGUAUGGUUCAUGAAGUUAUUUUCAGCCCGAAAUAGAGGAAAGCUGAAUGAAGUUCGGAUUUGUUGUAUAAGCGAAAAUGAAGUCGUUUUGUGAAAAAGAAAGAAGAUUGUUCUUUCCUCUGUUUUUCUUAAACUGUCCUGCUGUCUAGUUAGAAAACAAAACAGAGGAAAAUUAUACUUGAACACAAAACAAAAAUAAAUAAAGGAAGCUUUUCAAUAAGAAAUAAUUUAGAAUUAAAACUAGCCAAAAUUUCAUCCCCCUUGUGGACUUGAAAGUGUGUAUGCAAAGGACGGAUACAUUAUCUUUUUCAAUUGACCUAACCCACAAUUAUAAUUAAUAUUAGUUGGUGUUGCUUAUGAAAAGAACAAAAAUACAAAAUAAUACUAAACGAUCAACGCAUUAAAAGAGUUUUGUCCAACGCAAAUAGUAAAAUCCAUUUGGAGCCUUCGCAAAUGGUAAAAUCCACAAAACAAAACAAAACACACAAAAAGAAAACAACCCCUUAAAUCGUUAUCGAACGGGCCUAAAAUUCCUAAAAAAAAGCACUCAACCAGUAACAUCUCUAUAAAACUAAAUACUAUUCACAGUGUUAGAGUAAGAAGCAAAUAGAGAAUAAUUACAAAAUAAAUAAAAAAUAAAAAAAGAGAGCGUCUUCUUCACCCUUCAGUUCAGCCAUCAUCAUGUUGUUGUUGUUGUUGUUGAUGUUCUUGCAAUAACAGCAAAGGGAUACUAACAGUAUUCACCAAACAAUGUCUUGGCUCCUCGGCUCUCUCCAACCAGACGAUCCACAUGAUGAAGCCAAGCAACCACAGAGUCCUUCCAGUUCCCGCGUACCAAACGACUUGUCGUUUCUCGGCCAAACCCUCGGUCGCCAACUCCGCGGCGUCGCCAGCUUCCUCGUUCCACCACCACCCUCAUCAUCACCGUCCCACGACGCCGUUCCCUCCUCCAAUUCUCAACCGCAGCCGCCGUCGCAAUCGCAAUCGCAAUCGCAAGCGCUUUUAGGAAUCCGAAACGAUCUGGUGGAGAUCAGCGGCAGCUUCAAGAGCGGUCUCUCGCUUCUCUCUACAAAUAGUAACAAAGCCGUCACUGAGAUCUCCAAGUUCGCUUCGAACUUGUUGCAGCUUCAGAACGAAGCUCUGGAAGACGAUGAUGAUGAUGAUGAUGAUGAUGACUGUUCCGUGCCGGGGAUUACCGACGACGUUAUCGGUUUCGUCACCGAAAUUUCGGUGCUGCCAAACUAUUGGACCGACUUUCCUAUACCAGUCGAUCAUGAUUUCAGCAUGUCUGAUGCUCAGAGAGAACAUGCCUCCACUGUUGAACGAUUGGUUCCAGGCUUUGCAGACCUAAGAACCAGACUUGGCAGUUCCAUGAGCGAGAAACGAUUUUGGAUGAUCUAUUUCUUGCUGUUGCUUCCGAGACUAAAUGAACACGAUUUUCAGCUUCUAUCAACCCCCAAGAUUGUUGACGCAAGAGAUGUGCUUCUGCACAAGCUUCAAAACAAGAGGAACACACAGGCGGAUAGCUGUGAGAAGUCAAUUCUUGAUUCACCUAAAAAGGACAUCCAGGUUGGAAAGGCACAAGGGGUGGAAAUCUCAUCUCAAGAAAAUGAAGCUUUGACUGAGAUAGUUAAUACAGCAGGAAGGUUAAAGAUCGAUGACGAAGAGAGCACUGAGCAGUGGUCUGAAGAGGCAAGUAUUAGUUCUGGCACUUUCGUGGAUGGCCAAAGGAAACAUGAAACUGAAGAGGAUAUCUCAUUCAGCGAUUUAGAGGACGAUGAAAAUGACCUUUCUAGUUCCACUAGACUAUCAGGCCUAAGGCGAGGACGAGACGUCAGGGCAUGUUCACCCAAUGGAUCAAAUGACUGGGUUCAGCUGAAUAGAAGUUCUGAGAUUGAGGGUGGCCAGCGAAAGGCUGGUCAGUCAAAAGAGAGAGAUUCAGAAGGUGAGGAUUCAAAUGACUGGCUUACUGUAGAUGGGUUUGAUUAGGCAAUACUAGCAGCAGCUUGUUUGCCAACUUAUUGUAAAGUUUCUGUUUCUUUUUCUUUUUCCGCUUUUUGGGUUGGGUGGGCUGGAUUCUGUACUUAUGGGUAUCAACAUCUUAUACAAGCUGUUUAAAUUAAUAAUACAAUGGAGUUCAUUUCAAA